CAUUCAUGGAACACAGCACGGAACACUCCCUCCAAGAAUGCUUCUAACGGAUUCCUACCCAAAACCUCAUACAAUUAAAACCAGUUAGCGCUGUGUGGCCACUAACUUCCAGGAAGGGAACUGUUGGCUUCAGUUGUGGCUGUUUCUUCCAGGUGUAGAUCAGUUGUUUGUUGAAAAAGUGCAUACCUUCAAACUUACAAAUCUUUGGACUACAAAGGGAUAACUAACCAGGACAGCUUGGUCAAGAGUGAACACCUGCUAGCCAGCAGAAUGUGGUUCCUGGGAAAGAUCCGAGAGAGCAUGGAGAACAUUCCCCUAGAGCUUGGACGCUACGUGGGAAAGAGUGAGGAGGAGGAUCUCUCAGCCAAUGCCAGUCUCUCCAACAAGUUGCACAGUAACAUUCUGACUCCGGACAAAAUCCCGGAGUUCUGCUUGCCCCCUCGGCUGUGCAGGAGCCUAGUGGCAGCUGAACCCCACACUGUGAGUCAGAGGCUCACCAGUCGAGACUGUGGUGCAGUUGAUUUCUCUAAGACUCCGCAAGCUAAACAGGUUGAGGAAAUGAAGUUGACAAAAGUCAGUGGGGUGGCCUGGAGGGGUAAGAAACCACUGCCAUUCUCCGCAGAGGGCUACGGUUUGGCGGGGAUGUAUGAGAGUCCAAACACACGGAGGAAAGAGUCACUGUUUCACUCCGAGAGCACUGGCUACACACUGGACAGGACCCUACCCAGGCCCACCACAAGGGUGGCGAUAGAGCGAAACCAGUGUAAAGCACCCCCCAUCCAAUUGGGGCUUGAAUUUGGGCUCUCCUGUAAGAGCCUGUCGGAGUCAGGCAGCACAGAAAGCGAUACACCCUCCUCAAAUGACUCCUCCCCUUUGGGCUCUCCCCUGCUCAGCCGCUCUUGCUCUGGCCUCUCACUCUCUAUCAUUGCUGCCUGGGCGGAGGGUCACCCAGGUCUGCAGUCUGCCUCUGCCUUCAGUGGCACUUUGGGACUGGAAGGAGCCUCCCCAUGCUCUGCGGUUAACCCCAGAGGACGGAGGGGGGCGAUCUCACCCAUUCCCUCCAACUCCCUUAUCGAGCCCUGCUCCAGUCCUCCCUUCGUUGUCAACUCCCUGGCGCCCCCUGUCCUGUUCCCGCUGGACGUGCUCCACUGCCAGGAGCGGAUGCAGAGAGAACAUGUCCUCCCACUGCCGGAGGGCCGCGGCAGAGUCCGCCUCUCAGCCGAGCACACAUUGUCGCCUUCUCUUCUGUCCAUGGUAGUGCGAGUGAGGGUGGUGUCCGUGGAGGGUCUGAGGGAUGAAGGGGACCCCAGAGCCCUCCACUGCUGCCUCAGCCUGAGCUUAAGCCCAGGGAAGCUCCAGAGACAGGACAGCGCCACAAUCAGGAACUGCAGGAGCCCCGUGUUCAAUGAGGACUUUUUCUUCACUGAGCUGAGCCUGGACAGCCUGGGUGGCUUACGGCUCCAACUGAAGGUGUUAGACAAGGCCUCUGGGCUCAGACGGGGAACGGUGCUUGGGAUCAUCAUAACCGAACCCCUGGCCCAGCUACUGCCCCUGUGACCAGGGAGGAAAUAGCUUCUGCUUCAGCCAACCUCUCUAUGUGUUAUUGUUAUGCCUAGGGCCAGGACUUUUUCCUGACUAUGUCACCUGACCAGGGAAAACACCUAGUACUUGUUGUGGUUAUAUAGUGUACAUAGCCUAAUAAUCUCCAACCCCUCUGCUCUAGCAUAAUUAGCUUUAGCUACAAGCCAGUAAGUCCUAUCCAGGUCCCUAGCCAUGCAUAAUUAUUAAUCGUGGGAAAUGCGCUCUACAAAUUACAUUUGAUUAUUAUUAUUAUUAUAUUAUUAUUAUUAUUAUAAUGCUAUCUGUCUUUGUUGUUCCGGUAUGCUUCACUUAUGUGAAUAGUGAGAGCUAUGUGAAUCUUUAGAGACAUAGUAUUUGGAUUUACCAAGCAAAUGUUGUCUGCAAAACUGUGCAAAGCAAAUCGUGACAGAUCAUAGAAUGUUUUAUGGAGCAUAGUUUGUUUGACUGUUGUUCUGUGGUUCACUGCACCAUUAGGCUACUAAUCACUCAAAGGCAUUACUUUCCACAUUCUUACAAUGUGUACAUUGUGUGGGCAUUUAAAACUUUUCAACCUUGUUGGAAGGGCUUGACAGUCUGACAGAUAGUCAUUGACCAGGCAGGCAGAGG
Messenger RNA from Salvelinus fontinalis (brook trout), 2187 nucleotides. Its product is annotated as C2 calcium-dependent domain-containing protein 4C. The record is from RefSeq and is a predicted model, not a curated record. Bases 271 to 1557 code for a protein of 428 amino acids. Lineage: Eukaryota; Metazoa; Chordata; Actinopteri; Salmoniformes; Salmonidae. The transcript has 2 exons.